AUGAGCUCCAUCGAAUACCACUAUCCUGUGAUUGGUCGCAAGGGUACUGGAGGCGUAUUUGAUCGAUUGCCUAUCGAGACGCUGGAGAAGGAUCACCCUUACCAAUUUUCAUUGUUCAUCCUUGCCUUUGCUGUAAUUCAGCAGCGUCCCGAUGCUCUCCAAGUCGUGGAAGAGCCUGCGGGCACUUUCAUGGAAAUUGGGUCGAUUCACGGAAGGCCCUUCAUUGAAUGGGCAGGCGACCGCAACAAGUACACCCCAACUGACUAUAGCCCCACUGACAAGAAAGAUACCGAUCCCGUUCCUGCUAGAUUCGGAGGCUAUUGCAACCAUGGCGCCGUUGUUUUUCCUACUUGGCACCGCCCAUAUGUCAUGCUUCUCGAGCAAUCCAUCGGAAAUAUCGCCGAUCAGUUGGCCCACGACAUCGAAGCUAAAAACCCGCAUGAAUGUGGAGUGUGGGUGAAAGCUGCCAAGGAACUGCGCUUUCCAUACUGGGAUUGGGCCGAGAAGGACGUUUCCGAGAAUGGCCUUCCUCCUGUUCUGUACGAAGACAAAGUGGAAAUCGUGGUCGCUGGAGGUCAAAAACAAAUAGUUGAUAAUCCCCUCUCAUUUUUCUCGUUCGUCGAUGGGAUCCCAUCGGACUUUGGCGACGAAACGCUCAGGACGGGACAAGUGGCAUACUUCUCCAAGUGGCACAGGACAUACCGCUAUGCUGCUAGUAGCCCGAACCCUGAAGGCAGCAACGUAGACCAGUUGCAAAAGGCGUUCAAAGCCGGGGCAAAGGAUCUAAGAAGCAAAGUCGCUCAGCUCUUUGUAGUAAACAAUGACGAGAAUCCCGCAUUAGCCUGGGACGAGUUUUCGAAUCAUACUACACAGUCGAAGAGAGAAAUGGAUAAUUUCAACUCUGGGUCGCUUGAAGGCGUGCAUGAUGCUGUUCAUAUGUUGGCUGGCGGAAUCGGACAUAUGAGUGCCCCAGACUACGCCGGAUUUGAUCCUUUGUUUUUCCUUCACCAUUCGAAUGUGGACAGACUGUUGGCUCUAUGGGAGUGGUGCUACGCCGAGUACUGGAUGGAAAACGGGUAUGAAAUCAAUGGGAAAUCAUACCCCUGGACACAGCAACUCGGUACAUAUGCGCAAGUUUACAACGCACAGCUCCUUCCAGACGGGCCCCUCCAACCAUUCCGAACGGAACAAGGUGAUUAUUGGACCUCUUCUCAAGCUCGAUUUCUGCACACAGAUGCCUACCCCAAGUAUUACUCGUAUCCCGAGUUUGCAGGCAUUAAAGUUGAUCGAGCUGCCAUGUCAUCCGACGAGCGUGCUUUGGCACGCAAGAAAAUUGCGGCCUACUAUGGGUUUGAUCCGCAGACCACGGCGCAACAGGUGGCGGCGCCCGCAUGGACGCAACUUCCUGUUCCAGACAAGGACCAUCCUUCCGUGCCAGCCGACCAUGCCGUUAUUCCUGAAUAUCGCACAUUUGCUGUGCAUGUAAAACUUUUGGAGCAUGCUUUCAAUGGCUCCUACUCAUUCCAGCUUUAUCAUAAAGGAAAAGAUGAUUCGGCUUCGCAGCUCAUAGGUACUGUCGCAGUCUUCGCACGGCCAGACCAUUCCCCUUGUAAAGCGUGUACUCUGCGUCGCGAAGCGGGAACUGUGAUUCACGGCAUUAUUCCCAUUCCUCCCGCAUUGAUCGAGAGUAUCAUGAAAUCAAACGCCGACGGUGAAACGGUCGCUACAUUCGAUCAAACGCUGGCUCAUAUCAAGGGGGAGUUCUUUGGAAAGAUUGUGGAUACUACUGGCUCAGAGCUUGCCAGGGCUGAGGGAGGUCUGGAGGUCCCCCAGGUACCAAACCACCAAACCACUUCUCGCAAUGCUACUCCCAUAGAAAUCUCUCUGGUGUCGACUGCUGUUGCUGAACACGGACAGGACAAGGAUCGUCCUGUCUAUAUAUGCGACUGGCAGCACCACGAUGGCGUCUUCAGCGCCGGAUGGCAGGCGACUCACCCAGUUGCGGCGUGA
Molecule: messenger RNA, 2010 nt
Organism: Suillus bovinus
Lineage: Eukaryota; Fungi; Basidiomycota; Agaricomycetes; Boletales; Suillaceae
Product: common central domain of tyrosinase-domain-containing protein
Exons: 16
Coding region: 1-2010 (669 amino acids)
Molecular function (GO): oxidoreductase activity
Source: RefSeq, a predicted model, not a curated record